Molecule: messenger RNA, 850 nt
Organism: Drosophila arizonae
Lineage: Eukaryota; Metazoa; Arthropoda; Insecta; Diptera; Drosophilidae
Source: RefSeq, a predicted model, not a curated record
UGUAUUUAGUGCUGCGCGCGAGUUCGAGCUGUGGACAGCUUUUGCCGUUGUUGUUGGAUGUGGAUCAAAAAUGAACUCACGCGAUCGACAAUUCUGGACAGAGUUUCUGGAGCUCUAUCGCUCGCUGCCGGCUGUGUGGAAGGUCAAGAGUCCGGAGUACAGCAGCCGUGCUCUGAAAUCAGCCGGCUACGAGCAGCUGGUGCAGAAGCUGCGCGAGGUGGAGCCGGGCGCGGAUCGCGCUCUCGUGGUCAAAAAGAUCAACUCAUUUCGAACAAACUUUCGUCGUGAUUUGCGCAAGCGCGAUCACUGCAGCGACGAGGAGCCGUUCGAAUCGACGCUCUGGUACUUUGAGCUUCUGAGCUUCUUGGAGGGCCAAGAGGAGCACAGCUCGUGUCAGAUCUUGCAAAAAUCUAGCAAUUUUGAUCUUGAAGCUCCGCCUGAAGUUAUGCGUAAAAAACGUCGCUCUGCCGUCAAAGAUGAAUUUCCUGCUUCACCCAUUGCAGCCGAGUUGUUUUCCACUGUCCACUGUCCCACGUCUCCACUUCGCUCCUCCACCUGCAACAGGCAGCAGCGCAAGCGUUUGUCCACGCUCUCCGAAUCCGAGGCACUCGCUCACACCUGGCUCACUCAGUUCGAGGAGCUGGCGCCUAGACAGAAGCUGCUCGCUCGCAAGCUCAUCUCGGACGUGCUCUACUACGGCUGCAUGCAGCAACUGGAGCCCUGCCACGUCGCUCAGCUGCAGCAGAUGAUGAUGAGGCGAAGAAGCGAACCGCCCCAGGCGAAUGUGGAGGACGAAUCUGUGGAUGUGGAUAGUUAGCCAAAGAGAUUGGACUGGGACUAUAGCUAUAAA